Molecule: messenger RNA, 2447 nt
Organism: Nothobranchius furzeri (turquoise killifish)
Lineage: Eukaryota; Metazoa; Chordata; Actinopteri; Cyprinodontiformes; Nothobranchiidae
Gene: sele
Product: selectin E
Biological process (GO): cell adhesion
Cellular component (GO): membrane
Source: RefSeq, a predicted model, not a curated record
ACCAGACUUUGGUAUAAAAGCAGGCCCCUCGGCACAUGAAACUCACACUCUCUCAGGAGAAGCGCCAGUCUUUUUCAGCUCCUUAGCUAAAACGAAAUUCUACGUUGGAUCAAUCGAAGACAGUGGGUAGAAGAUGUCGUCUUCAAGGUGCUUCAUCAUUCUUUGCUCAAUGCUGUGCGUGUGGAGCAGCGUAGAGUGCUGGUCGUACUUCUACUCAAACACCACAAUGAAUUGGGAGACAGCUCGAGCCUGGUGCAAGACACAUUACACAGACAUGGUGGCGAUCCAGAACCAGGAGGAGAUCGCACACCUGAACAGUUGGCUGCCCAGAAAAAGGACCUACUACUGGAUUGGGAUCCGCAAGAUCAACAACGUUUGGACCUGGGUUGGGACAAACAAAUCUCUGACGGCUGAAGCAACCAACUGGGCAAAAGACGAACCGAAUAACGGGAAAAAGAAAGCCAUCGUGGGAAGAUCUGAGGACUGUGUGGAGAUGUACAUAAAGAGGGAGACGGAGUCAGGAAAAUGGAACGAUGAGCGCUGCAAGAAUUUAAAAACAGCUUUGUGCUUCUCAGCCGCCUGUAAGCAUGACUCCUGCCUGUUUGGAGAAUGUGUUGAAACCAUCAACAGCCACAGAUGUGAAUGUACUCCAGGAUUUUAUGGAGACAGGUGUGAGCAUGUUGUUAAAUGCAACAAAGAUGAGGUGACCACGCCUCAUGAAGGAGGAGUGAAUUGCACUCACGUGCAUGGAGACUUCGCUUACAACACCUCCUGCAGGUACUCCUGUGAGGAAGGCUACCAGCUGAGCACACUAGGACCUCAGAGAUGCAGUGAGACAGGAAACUGGACUGAGACAUCCCCCACAUGUGAAUUGGUUCAGUGUCAGGAACUAUCUCCUCCGGCUAGAGGAUCCAUGGAGUGCUUUGAUCCCCUGGGAUCCUACAGCUACCGAUCCACUUGUGUCUUUACCUGCGACGAAGGUUACGAGCUGGACGGAUCCUUAUCUGGCAUUUUGCAAUGCGAGUCAUCAGGAAACUGGAAUGCGCCACAGCCGCCCUGCGUUGCUGUUCAGUGCCAUGCCAUCCAGGAUUUAGAAGCUGGUCUCGUCUCCUGUGAGGACGAAACAGAGCUGAGGUUCAGCUAUGGCCAGACGUGCAGCUUCAGCUGUGUACCUGGGUACCGUCUGGUGGGAACGAGUAUUGUCACAUGCACGUCAACAGCUGAGUGGAGUGAGCAGAUACCUCACUGUGAGGCCAUUGCAUGUCAGAGUCCUGAAGCAGGAGCACAUGUGAUCCAUCAGUGCAGCGAAUCAGAACUGAGACCAAACUCCACCUGCAGCUUCUCCUGUGAACAAGGCUUUGAACUACAAGGAGCAAAAACCAUCAAAUGCUCUGAUGAUGGACAGUGGAAUGAGGAAAUCCCUGCCUGUAAAGCCGUCCAGUGUGCUGCCCUCCAGGAACCUGAACACGGAAAUCUCAGCUGUGAAGAUGAUACAGAAAUGAGGUUCAGUUACAAACAAGUCUGCAGCUUCAGCUGUGCGUCGGGUUAUCGUCUGGUGGGGUCGAAGAAGGUCACGUGCACAUCAGCAGCUGUAUGGAGUGAGAAAAGGCCUCACUGUGAAGCCAUCCUUUGCAAGAACCCAGAAGGAGAACCUCCCAUCAUUACUGCGUGCAGCAGACCUUUGACCGAACUGGGACCAGACUCCGUCUGCAGCUUCAGCUGUGAACCAGGCUUUGAACUGCAGGGAGCAAACACCAUCAAAUGCUCUGAGCACGGACAAUGGAGUCGAGCCAAACCCACCUGCAAAGCUGUGAGCUGCUUGCUCCUUGAGGCUCCAGAACAUGGACAUGUCAACUGUUCAAACGAUGAGCCGCUUUUCAACUCACAGUGCUUCUUCACCUGUGAUCAAGAUUACUCCUUAGAAGGACAUGAGCUGCUGAUCUGUAAUCGUCAUGGCAACUGGACUGGAAAGAAACCCACCUGUCAAGCCCCUUCAUCCCGUGCAGCUGUCGUUUCCACUAGUGUGGCAGCAGGUGGCGCUGCUCUGGCCUCUGGGCUCUCUCUGGCUGUGUGGAUCUUGAGGCGACUGAGGCAGAAAGCAUCCAAGUUUGAGCUCAAUAGCAACUCUGACAUAGAGGAGCCCCCACAGGUCUACAGAAACAGCAUCGACAGCCUCAUUUAGAGCACAGCUGGAGUCUGAGACGGCUGUUUGUGUUUGGCUGUUGUGAUGUAAGACGAACAUCUGUAUUAUUCUCCCAGUGGGAGUUUUCUGUUGAACACAUUGUUCUGCAACUUUCUGAACAAGCUGGAAAGGUGGAAAUAUCGACUGUGAAUAUUUUAUUAUUUUAAAAACCGUAUUUAUGUACUAUUUAUUUGCGAUUCUGGGCAUUUUUUUUAAAUCUGUGUAUCUCUGGACUUUUACACUAAUAAAUGCUGAAAAAACAGGA